AUGAAGUUUCUUGCUGCUCCUGUUCUUGCCGGCCCAAUCACCCGGGCUGAUGUACGUUGCGGUCUCACGAUUAUCGAUUACCAGAUGCAAUCCAUUACUUGCGAGCCUCGCCUUGACAGCGAGACUGGUAAAAUCAAGAAGUUUCGAGUCGACGUCGGUGUAGCCGAGGAUCAAGCUAGGAAGGCUGGUUUUACAACUUGCAGAAGCGGCGAUCCGCACAGGUACAUGAACGGAGACAAUAUCGAGUUUGGUUCUCAUAACUGCGACAAGGAAGGAGCAAUUCUUUGGAAAUACCCCAUCUACAGGGUUGACAAGAAGGCAGGGUGGCAGAAGGAGGAGAAAACCGACAGGCAGCCUGGCGGCCCUACCCCCAUCCGUGUGGUGUGUGCCAACAAUAAUGGCAACAUUGUGUACUGCGGUGUUAUGACUCAUGACGUUGUUAAGAAUAACUACCACGGAGAGAAAUCCUUCCUGAAGUGCAACUGA
Messenger RNA from Metarhizium acridum CQMa 102, 486 nucleotides. The record is from RefSeq and is a predicted model, not a curated record. NCBI's taxonomy places the organism in Eukaryota, Fungi, Ascomycota, Sordariomycetes, Hypocreales, Clavicipitaceae.